GACCUAGCGUGUGCUUAGCUCUGGACAAGACGUGGAUGGAGGCAGACGUGCUUCCUGCCUGCUGCGCUUGGUGCACUAAUGCUAAGGACAGACAUGAAGGGCUUGGGAAAGGCGUGAAGAUGCAUGGAGCCCAGGGGAGAGGAUAAGAAAUCAAGCAUUUUGUGCUGGGUUGAAUUGCGUUGUCGUUUUUAGAGGCAUUUCGUGAUCCACGGUUGCGCUCCCGCGAAGAGCGAGUCUGGAGAAGGAUUCGGAAGCGGCGGCGGCGAGCGCGGCUCAGGUUGAUUUAGAAUACGGGUGACAGUGGCCUGGCGCGAGCCCACUGCUGACGACAGCGGCUUAGCCCGCGCGGUUUCCAUGGAGACGAGCCGGAGCCGCGGCGGCGGCGGGGCUGUCAGCGAGCGCGGCGGAGCUGGCGCGUCCGCGGGGGUCUGCAGGAGGAAGGCGGAGGCCGGGGCCGGGACCCUCGCGGCAGACAUGGACUUGCAUUGUGACUGUGCCGCCGAAACGCCGGCCGCCGAGCCGCCGUCGGGGAAGAUCAAUAAAGCUGCCUUCAAAUUAUUCAAGAAAAGGAAAUCGGGUGGCACCAUGCCCAGCAUUUUUGGGGUCAAAAACAAAGGGGACGGGAAAAGCUCGGGUCCGACGGGGCUGGUGCGGAGCAGGACCCACGACGGCCUGGCCGAGGUGCUGGUGCUGGAGAGCGGCAGGAAGGAGGAGCCGCGCGGCGGGGGCGGCGGGGGGCGGCCGAAUCCGGGGCCCCCCAGAGCCGCAGGGCCCGGCGGGGGCUCCCUCGCCAGCAGCUCGGUGGCCAAGUCGCACAGCUUCUUCUCGCUGCUGAAGAAGAACGGGCGCUCGGAGAACGGCAAGGGAGAGCCGGCGGACGCGAGCAGGGCCGGCGGCAAACAAAAGCGGGGGCUGCGGGGGCUGUUCAGCGGCAUGCGCUGGCACCGGAAAGACAAGCGGGCCAAGGCGGAGGCCGCGGAGGGGCGCGCGCCCGGGGGCGGCCUGAUCCUGCCCGGCUCGCUCACCGCCAGCCUGGAGUGCGUCAAGGAGGAGACGCCCCGAGCCGCGCGCGAGCCGGAGGAGCCCAGCCCGGACGCCCCGCGAGACCCAGCAGGCUGUGGAGAUAUUAUUGCAGACCCAGAGGAAGAGGCAGGUCCCAGCUGUGACAAGCAUGCCGCCGGGCCAGGCAAGCCGGCUCUCUCCAAAAAGCACCCCGGCGUGGUGGCCUACCAGGGAGGCGGGGAGGAGAUGGCCAGCCCGGACGCGGCGGACGACACCUAUCUGCAGGAGUUCUGGGACAUGCUGUCCCAGACCGAGGAGCAGGGCCCCGGGCCCCAGGAGGGCGCGGCCAAGGUGGCAGCUGCGCUGGAAGCCAAGGUGGCGCCCGAAACCCCCAAAGACACCAGGUGUGUGGAAGCGGCCAAGGACGCGUCCUCGGUCAAGCGCAGGAGGCUCAACCGGAUUCCCAUCGAGCCCCAUCCGAAGGAGGAGCCCAAGCACCCGGAGAAGGAGCAGCAGGAAGGCGUCCCCAACAGCGACGAGGGCUACUGGGACUCCACCACGCCGGGCCCGGAGGAAGACAGCUCGAGCAGCGGGAAGAAGGCGGGCCUCCCCCGGGAUAGCUACAGCGGGGACGCGCUCUACGAUCUCUAUGCCGACCCGGACGGAAGUCCAGCCACCCUUCCUGGAGGGAAGGACAACGAGGAGACGUCCUGCCUGUCCCGGUUAAAGCCCGUAUCUCCAGGCACCAUCACUUGUCCACUGCGCACACCAGGCAGCUUGUUGAAGGACUCUAAGAUCCCUAUUAGCAUCAAGCACCUGACCAACCUUCCAUCUAGCCAUCCCGUGGUGCACCAGCAACCCUCCAGGAGUGAGAUGCCCAGAACAAAAAUCCCGGUUUCCAAAGUGCUGGUCCGCAGAGUCAGCAACCGGGGCUUGGCUGGGACCACCAUCAGGGCAACGGCCUGCCACGACAGUGCCAAAAAGUUGUGAGGUCUUCCAGGCCAAAGUGGAUGGGCCACAUGUCAAGGAAUACAACUUUUCCCUGGAAACCACUGAAGUUAGUUUUGCUUUUCCUAAAGAAAGUCUUUGAGGACACCACCCGUCCCCGCCUGCUCCAGCGCCUGGACCGAGGAGGUCUUUGUGCCCUGAGCAGGGACAGGAUAACCCCAGAAAGAGGGAUGCUACACUUGGGAUUCUCCUCUCCAGAUAAGUCCCUGAGAAUUAUUUUCAAGCACUUUUUUCUUUUUUACCUUUAAGUUUUUCUUCUUUUUUCUUUACUGUAGUGAACACUUGGAAGUCACCUUUACUUGCCUUUGCAGAAAACAGGACUUAGCCAAACCUAAAUAAGAGUCAUGCCUGGAUAUUGGGAUGAGACAGUGUCCAGAGGCCUGAAGGAACCACUGAAGAACCAGAGGAGAUCUCCUCUUCCAAGACAGAUUUCCUUCCUUCCCUUCUUUCUUCUUUCCUUUCCAG
This is a messenger RNA of Piliocolobus tephrosceles (Ugandan red Colobus), 2475 nucleotides long. It is a transcript of the gene AMER2, whose product is annotated as APC membrane recruitment protein 2. The transcript has 3 exons. Gene Ontology annotation, molecular function: beta-catenin binding; phosphatidylinositol-4,5-bisphosphate binding. NCBI's taxonomy places the organism in Eukaryota, Metazoa, Chordata, Mammalia, Primates, Cercopithecidae. Gene Ontology annotation, cellular component: plasma membrane. The coding region runs from base 355 to 1992 and encodes 545 amino acids. The record is from RefSeq and is a predicted model, not a curated record. Gene Ontology annotation, biological process: regulation of canonical Wnt signaling pathway.